Messenger RNA from Funneliformis geosporum, 337 nucleotides. NCBI's taxonomy places the organism in Eukaryota, Fungi, Glomeromycota, Glomeromycetes, Glomerales, Glomeraceae. The record is from the annotation of a GenBank genome assembly.
AUGACCAAGCAAAAAACUAAGCAACAUCCCUCAGUACUCAAAGGAGAAGCUAAAUUUGAAUUAGACCAAAAAACUAAAAAAGUCUUGGCUGAUUUCAUCAAAAAAGCCAAAAAGCAUAAAGCAAAUCCUAACCAGUAUAGUCAAACUAUUAUUUGCGGAUCAGAAGAAUUUAGCGAAACCGAAAAGAAGCAAAAAAAAACUAGCAAAACUAAAGCCCAACAAACCCUAAGUUACCUUUUUGGUUAUCCACCUUAUCGUUGCACCAUUAUUAAAUUUGGUGGUUUUUGUUAUAGUCAUAAUUGGUAUGGGAAAACUGAUUUGACUUAUGACAAAGUAG